Messenger RNA from Protopterus annectens (West African lungfish), 2508 nucleotides. Its product is annotated as extracellular calcium-sensing receptor-like. Gene Ontology annotation, cellular component: membrane. The transcript is spliced from 8 exons. Gene Ontology annotation, biological process: G protein-coupled receptor signaling pathway. Gene Ontology annotation, molecular function: G protein-coupled receptor activity. NCBI's taxonomy places the organism in Eukaryota, Metazoa, Chordata, Ceratodontiformes, Protopteridae. The record is from RefSeq and is a predicted model, not a curated record.
AUGGAAGACCCCAGUUUAAUGUGUGAAAGCUUCAUCAUUUUUGACUACCUCUUGGCUCUGUCCAUGACUUUUGCAAUUGAAGAAAUAAACAGAGACCCUCGUUUAUUACCAAACGUUACCUUGGGAUUCCAGAUUUUUGACUCAUGUUAUUCUAAAGAAAGGGCCCUUUUGAGUACCCUGUCAUAUUUAACAGGAAAACAUGAUCUAGUUCCAAACUACAGCUGUAAAACUGUUUCCUUAUUACCUGCUGUAAUUGGAGAUACUCCAUCAUCAUCCUCCCUGAUCAUGGCUACAGUACUGGGACUCUACAGGUACCCACAGGUGAGCUACGGUUCUUCAGUUUCCUUGUUGAGUGAUAAAAAGAUAUAUCCAUCAUUUAUGCGCACUGUUCCAAAUGAUGUUUACCAAGCUCUUGGUAUAGCUCAGAUGUUAAUUCAUUUUGGUUGGAUUUGGGUGGGGAUUCUAGCCUCAGACAAUGAUUAUGGAAUAUUGGGUGGUCAGGUCCUCCAGAAAGAAAUUCUUAAGGCUGGAGGUUGCACAGAAUUUUUUGAAAUUAUCACAAAAGAUAAAUGGAAGAUUUCUUCUGUUGUUAAUGUGAUUCGACAGUCAACAGUAAGUGUCAUUGUAGUAUAUACUACUGGUGAACAUUUAUUUCCAUACCUGGAGGCCAUUUCUGCUCAAAAUGUGACAGGAAAGGUCUGGAUCAGUUCUACUGGCUGGCAGAUAUUCAUAAAUAUAUUAAAUAUGAGGACUGUCCAAAUGUUGAAUGGUAGUCUUGGAUUCUUUAUCCACAAAGGCAAAAUUCCUGGACUCACAGAUUUCCUGUACAGUAUCCAGCCAUUCAAAUCUCCUGAUGAUAUUUUUAUGACAACAUUUUGGGAGGAAGCUUUUGGCUGUCAGUGGCUAACAUUUGAUGGAAAUUAUUUGUUGCUGAACUUAACAAACAAAAAAGUUUUACCUUGUACAGGUUAUGAAGAUUUAAGAGCACUCAGCAUUUCUGUUUAUGAUGUGUAUAAUUUCACUUACAUGCUUAACAUAUACAAUGCAGUAUAUGUGGUAGCACAUUCCCUUCACAACAUGCUUUCGUGUAGAAAUGGAGAAGGACCAUUCCAAAAUGGGCAAUGUGGGAGUAUCCAUGAUUUCCAGCCGUGGAAGCUCCUCCAUUAUAUUAAGAAUAUCAAUUUUAAAAAUACUGGAGGUGAAUAUAUGUAUUUUGAUGCAAAUGGUGACCCACCUGCAAGGUAUGACAUUUUUAACUUUGUUGCGAUCCCGCAUGCAAACAGCGGUUACUUUCAAGUGGGCAGCUUUGAGAACAAAGGUCUUGGAAGGCUAAAACUCACCAUCAGUGUAGAAGAUAUUUUAUGGAAUGAAAAAUUUAAUCAGAGAUGGUGGAAAAAGCUGGACAGGUCACAUUUGUGCUUUGUGAAUAUGGUACAAGUGCUUACAGGAAGGAGGCGUGUACCCCAUUCUGUCUGCACUGAAAGUUGUCAACCUGGAUACCAAAAGGUUUCUCGUCGAGGACAACCUCUCUGUUGUUUUGAUUGCUUAGCCUGUUCUAAGGGAGAAAUCAGCAAUGAGACUGAUACUGUGAGCUGUAUAAAAUGUACAGAGGAUUUCUGGUCCAAUGAUAAGCGAGAUACUUGUAUUCCAAAAAGCAUGGAAUAUCUAUCCUAUGAAGACCGCAUCGGAGUUUCCCUGCUUUUUUGCUCAAGUACCCUGAGUGUUUUCACAGUUUCAAUUCUCUGCAUUUUCAUUAAGUUCAAGGACACUCCAAUAGUCAAGGCUAACAACCGUGAGCUCAGCUACUUUUUGUUAGUGGCCCUUGCACUCUCCUUCCUGUGUUCCCUAUUGUUAAUUGGUCAACCCAUGAAAAUGAGCUGCAUGUUUCGCCAAGUGGUGUUUGGUUUGACAUUUUCUGUAUGUGUGUCAUGUAUUUUAGCUAAAACAGUCACUGUAGUGAUUGCCUUUAGUGCCACGAAGCCAGGGAGCAGACUGAGGAACUGGGUAGGAUCCAAAGUAUCCAUUUCCAUUGUUAUUAUUGGAUCACUGGUUCAGGUGAUCAUUUGUUGUAUUUGGUUGUCUGUAUCUGCUCCAUUCCCAGAAUUCAACAAGACUUCAGAAGAUGGAAUGAUAAUCAUAGAGUGCAAUGAAGGUUCAGUGAUUGCAUUUUGGUGCAUGCUGGGAUACUUAGGCUUGCUAGCCAUUGUCUCAUUUGUGGUUGCCUUCCUGGCCAGAAACUUACCUGGCAGCUUCAAUGAGGCUAAGUACAUUACCUUUAGCAUGCUUGUGUUUGUCAGUGUGUGGCUGUCAUUUAUCCCUGCUUACCUGAGCACCAGGGGGAAGUACAUGGUAGCUGUGGAAAUAUUUGCCAUCUUGGCUUCUAGUGCUGGAAUUCUGGGCUGUAUAUUCCUGCCCAAGUGUUACAUUAUAAUACUGAGGCCAGAACUGAACACCAGAGAAUAUAUGGUAGGGAAAGAUAACUCCAAAAGUCUAUAGCAAACAAUAUAA